AUGGCCACGUCUCUGCUGGGGGAAGAGCCGCGCUUGGGAUCCACACCCCUGGCCAUGCUGGCCGCCACCUGUAACAAGAUCGGCAGCCCGUCCCCGUCCCCGUCCUCCCUGUCGGACGGCUCCGGCUCCUUCGGGAAGGGGUUCCACCCGUGGAAGCGCUCCUCGUCCCUGUCUUCAUCCUCCGGUAGCUGCACCCUGGGCUCCGGUUCCCUCUCCGGCUUCGGGGUCAGCAGCUCGUCCAGAAACGGCUCUUCGUCCUCCAGUGCAGCGGCUGCGGCGGCGGCGGCUGCGGCGGCCGCGGCGGCAGCUGCCUUGGUGUCGGACUCCUUCAGUUGCGGGGGAUCUCCGGGCUCCAGCGCCUUCUCCCUGACCUCGUCCGGAGGCGGAGGCGGUAACUGCCCGGUGUCAGCCGCCUCGCCUUUUGCUAACGAGUACUCUGUGUUCCCGGUCAGCGGGGGGUCCCAGGAGGCGGCGGCGGCGGCAGCAGCGGCCGCGUCCCAUCACCACCAGCCGGUCUUCCUGUCCAAGGUGCACGCGUCAGUGGACGGACUGCAGAGCAUCUACCCCCGGGUGGGCAUGGCGCACCCCUACGAGUCCUGGUUCAAGCCCUCUCACACCGGGGACGUCAGCGCCGCCGCCGCCGGGAGCGCCUCCAGCUGGUGGGAGGUGGGAGCCGGCUGGAUAGACGUGCAGAGCCCCGGCGCUGGAGCCGCGCUGCACCCGGGCUCCCUGCAGGGCUCCCUGCACUCCCCGCUCGGAGGAUACGGCUCCGACUACACCGCCGCCGGCUUCGGACACUUUACCACGGGGGGCGGCGGAGGAGCCGGGGGCAGUCACCUUCUCAGCACUGCUGGACAGCACCUGAUGGACGGAUUUAAGCCGGUGCUUGGCCCCGGGACCUACCCUGACCCGUCCUCCUCUCCGCUCUCAGCCGGCUCCAUGCUAGCACCCACCGGGCCCCUAGGAGGCUCCCCUCGCUCUUCAGCCCGGCGCUACUCUGGAAGAGCCACCUGUGACUGCCCCAACUGCCAAGAAGCGGAGCGGCUGGGCCCCGCGGGGGCCAGCCUGAGGAGGAAGGGACUGCACAGCUGUCACAUCCCGGGAUGCGGCAAAGUCUACGGCAAAACGUCCCAUCUGAAGGCGCACCUGCGCUGGCACACGGGCGAGCGGCCCUUCGUCUGCAACUGGCUCUUCUGCGGCAAGAGGUUCACCCGCUCUGACGAGCUGCAGCGCCACCUGCGCACCCACACCGGGGAGAAGCGCUUCGCCUGCCCCGUCUGCAACAAGCGCUUCAUGCGCAGCGACCACCUCAGCAAGCACGUGAAGACGCACAGCGCGGGGGGCGGCGCGGGCACCGGCGGAGCGGGCAGCGGGGGCAAGAAGGGCAGCGACACCGACAGCGAGCACAGCCCCUCCGCCAGCCCGCCCUGCCACUCCCCGGAGCUGCUGCACAGCACGGAGAGGAACGGCCUGGAGUGA
Messenger RNA from Bufo gargarizans (Asiatic toad), 1479 nucleotides. RefSeq names its product Sp8 transcription factor (gene SP8). The transcript is spliced from 3 exons. Gene Ontology annotation, biological process: regulation of transcription by RNA polymerase II. The coding region runs from base 1 to 1479 and encodes 492 amino acids. NCBI's taxonomy places the organism in Eukaryota, Metazoa, Chordata, Amphibia, Anura, Bufonidae. The record is from RefSeq and is a predicted model, not a curated record. Gene Ontology annotation, molecular function: RNA polymerase II cis-regulatory region sequence-specific DNA binding; DNA-binding transcription factor activity, RNA polymerase II-specific.